CGGAAAUAUGCGGAAGUAAACAUUUGGCGCGACGGCACGACCGUACUGAACAGUGAAGUCAACAAAGAUGGAUUCUAGCCGCACAAUUAAGUCCAGAGUUUGUACUGACUUCAAAAUGCGGGGACUUAUUCUCCGGCCUGAGGCCACCAAGUAUCUGGUGGAGGUCCUGGAGUCUGUCAGUCCCACUGAGCUGGAUGACAUCAUCGAAAGAGUGCUGGAUGCUGUCGAGAAGCAACCAUUGUCUUCUAGCAUGAUCGAGCUAUCGGUGGUGACGAACGCCGUGCAAGACUGCUCUCAAUCCUGUGAUGAAGCCAUGAGUAACGUUUUCAACAUCAUCGGUGCCUUCGAUGUGCCCCGAUACAUUUACAAUGCGGAGCAGAAGAAAUUCGUUCCCAUCGGUAUGACCAACCAUCAAGCUGCGGGCCUGUGCGGCAUCGCAAGAGACAAAGCGGAACUUUUCCGUGAGCGCUACGCAAUCUUAUUGCAGCGCACACGUCGACACGAGCUGUUCACCCCGCCUGUCAUAGGAGCCACCGUCGUGCCCAAUCAAAACAAAUUUCAGCUGAAGACCAUUGAAGCUUUGCUCGGCUCCACGUCCAAACUGGGGGGAGUGAUCGUACUCGGCAUGAUCACGCAGCUAAAAGAGGGGAAAUUCUAUCUGGAGGAUCCAACUGGGACAGUAGAGCUCAAUAUGUCCAAAGCACAGUUUCAUAACGGCCUUUACACCGAAUACAGUUUCGUACUGGCUGAGGGCUGGUACGAGGACUCGGUGUUCCAUGUCAAUGGUUUUGGCACGCCGCCUGUAGAACCUUCAUCAGCUACACGAGCGUACUUCGGCAAUGUGAACUUUUUCGGCGGUCCGUCCACGACGUCGGUGAAGGCGUCGGCCAAGCUAAAGCAGCUGGAGGAGGAGAACGAGGACGCCAUGUUUGUUUUGCUUUCCGACGUGUGGCUGGACAGCGUGGAAGUGAUGGAGAAGCUCAACCUCAUGUUCUCGGGCUACGCUGCGAUGCCUCCCACCUGUUUCAUCUUUUGUGGAAACUUCUCUUCUGUCCCGUAUGGAAAAAAUCACAUCAAGUCACUUAAAGAGUCGCUGAAGGCAUUAGCUGACAGCAUAUGUGCACACCCGAAUAUACUCAACAACAGCCGUUUUGUGUUCGUUCCCGGCCCCGAAGAUCCAGGCCCGGGCACCAUCCUGCCACGACCUCCGCUGGCGGAUCACAUCACCGAGGAGUUCAGACAGAGGGUUCCUUUCUCCGCGUUCACCACCAACCCGUGCAGAAUCCAAUUCUGUAGCCAAGAGAUCAUAAUCAUCCGUGAGGACCUGGUCAACAAAAUGUGCCGAAACUGCGUGAGGUUGCCAAACACCAAUCUGGACAUACCCAACCAUUUUGUCCGGAGCAUCCUGUCGCAGGCUCACCUGGCCCCGCUGCCUCUCUCCGUCUCUCCUGUGUUUUGGGCUUACGACUACACCCUGCGUGUGUACCCCGUCCCCGACGUGGUGGUCUUUGCCGACAAGUACGACCCAUUCAGCGUCACGCACUCCGACUGCCUUUGCGUCAACCCGGGCUCUUUUCCAAGAAGUGGUUUUGCAUUCAAGGUGUACUAUCCAUCCAACAGAACAUUUGAGGACAGCAAACUUCAAGGACUUUGAUGGGAUUACAUAUAUUUUUAAUUGUACAUGAAGUUAUAAAUAUUUGUAUUUUCGUAAUCUUUUAAAUAAUAAAAUGCAGUCUAAGUCA
Messenger RNA from Hippocampus zosterae (dwarf seahorse), 1742 nucleotides. It is a transcript of the gene pole2, whose product is annotated as polymerase (DNA directed), epsilon 2. The record is from RefSeq and is a predicted model, not a curated record. NCBI's taxonomy places the organism in Eukaryota, Metazoa, Chordata, Actinopteri, Syngnathiformes, Syngnathidae. The coding region runs from base 68 to 1654 and encodes 528 amino acids. Gene Ontology annotation, biological process: DNA-templated DNA replication; error-prone translesion synthesis. The transcript is spliced from 19 exons. Gene Ontology annotation, cellular component: epsilon DNA polymerase complex. Gene Ontology annotation, molecular function: DNA binding.